AUGGCGGACGUGCUGAGUGUCCUGUGCCAGUACAACAUCCAGAAGAAGGAGAUCGUGGUGAAGGGGGACGAGGUGAUCUUCGGCAAGUUCUCCUGGCCCAAGAACGUCAAAACCAACUAUGUGAUUUGGGGCACUGUGAAGGAAGGCCAACCCAGAGAGUACUACACUUUGGAUUCUAUCUUGUUCCUGCUUAAUAAUGUACAACUUUCUCAUCCUGUGUAUGUCCGGCGUGCAGUAACUGAAAACAUUCCUGUGGUUAGAAGACCUGAUAGAAAAGAUUUACUUGCAUAUCUAAAUGGUGAAACGUCAACAUCUGCAAGUAUCGACAGAAGUGCACCCCUUGAAAUAGGCCUUCAACGAUCCACACAAGUAAAAAGAGCAGCAGAUGAGAUAUUAGCAGGGGCAAAGAAACCACGCAUUGAGGAUGAAGAGUGUGUGCGGCUUGAUAAGGAGCGAUUGGCUGCUCUCUUGGAGGGUCACAAGGAAGGGAUUGUACAGACAGCAAAGAUUAGGUCCUUAUCUGAGGCUAUGUCUGUGGAAAAAAUUGCAGCAAUCAAAGCUAAAAUUAUGGCCAAGAAAAGGUCUACUAUCAAGAAUAAUUUAGAUCAUGACAUAACUGCACUUAAACAAAGGAGUUUUGUUGAUGCUGAGGUAGAUGUGACCCGAGAUAUUGUGAGUCGAGAGAGAGUAUGGAGGACAAGAACUACUAUUCUGCAAAGCACAGGAAAGAAUAUUGCCAAGAAUAUUUUGGCAAUUCUUCAAUCGGUAAAAGCCAGGGAGGAAGAACAUGCACCUGAGCAGAGGCCUGCACCUAAUAAUACAGCACCUGUGGAUCCCACAUUGUGGAAUGAGCCACCUAUUCCAGCUGCCUACAACAGAUAUGAUCAGGAAAGAUUCAAAGGAAAAGAAGAAAUGGAAGGCUUCAAAAUUGAUACAAUGUGCACCUACCAUGGAAUGACUCUAAAGUCUGUAACAGAGGGCACAUCAGCUCGAAAGACUCAAACUCCAGCUGCACAGCCAGUACCAAGACCAGUUUCCCAAGCAAGACCUCCUCCAAACCAGAAAAAAGGAUCUCAGACACCCAUUAUUAUUAUUCCAGCAACCACCACCUCUUUAAUAACCAUGCUUAAUGCAAAAGACCUUCUCCAGGACCUAAAGUUUGUCCCAUCAGGUGAGAAGAAAAAACAAGGCUGCCAACGAGAAAAUGAAACACUCAUCCAGAGAAGAAAAGAUCAGAUGCAGCCUGGGGGUACUGCCAUAAGUGGAACAGUUCCCUAUCGAGUAGUAGAUCAGCCUCUCAAACUGAUGCCUCAAGACUGGGAUCGCGUUGUGGCAGUUUUUGUACAGGGCCCCGCAUGGCAGUUCAAAGGUUGGCCAUGGCUCUUACCCGAUGGAUCACCAGUUAACAUAUUUGCUAAAAUUAAAGCCUUCCAUCUAAAGAAUGAUGAAGUACGCCUAGAUCCAAAUGUACAGAAAUGGGAUGUAACAGUAUUAGAAUUAAGCUAUCACAAACGUCAUUUGGACAGACCAGUGUUUCUACGUUUUUGGCAAACGUUGGACAGGUACAUGGUGAAGCAUAAAUCCCAUUUGAGAUUCUGA
Messenger RNA from Dromiciops gliroides (monito del monte), 1599 nucleotides. RefSeq names its product parafibromin-like. The coding region runs from base 1 to 1599 and encodes 532 amino acids. Gene Ontology annotation, molecular function: RNA polymerase II complex binding. Lineage: Eukaryota; Metazoa; Chordata; Mammalia; Microbiotheria; Microbiotheriidae. The record is from RefSeq and is a predicted model, not a curated record. Gene Ontology annotation, cellular component: Cdc73/Paf1 complex. Gene Ontology annotation, biological process: transcription elongation by RNA polymerase II; positive regulation of transcription elongation by RNA polymerase II. The transcript has a single exon.